UUUUUUUAUUUUAUUUUCCAGGAUUCUGCUGUGCUGGGGCUGGAGCUGAUGGCAGAGGAUGUCCACCACUAACAACAUCGCCCAGGCUCGCAAGCUGGUGGAGCAGCUGCGCAUCGAGGCUGGAAUCGAGAGGAUCAAGGUCUCCAAAGCCUCCUCAGAGCUGAUGAAUUACUGUGAGCAGCAUGCCCGGAGUGAUCCUCUCCUGGUGGGAGUUCCUGCUUCUGAAAAUCCCUUUAAGGACAAAAAACCCUGCACCAUCCUAUAGCUCUGGAAAAUUCCAGAAGGAAAUUCCCACCCAGCCUCUGGAUCCAGGCUCCUCCACAGCUCCAGGGGUAAAAAACUCAAUGCUGGCUUCAAACAGAACUUAAAAAAUUGUUGAGAAAAACAAAAAAAAAACCAAAAAAAAAAACCAAGAGAAACAAAAAAAACCCCCAAAAAAUCCCAAGAAAAACAACAAAACUACAGCCAAAAAUAAUCCUGAAAUUAUCAAUUUGGAAGCUAGAGGGCUUUUAAGGAAAGUGGGAUUAAAAUCAGGAUUUUAAUUUAAAAUUUACCCAAAGGGUUGGUGGGAGGGAGGGGAUUUUUCAUUGGGAUAUUUGGAUUUGGGAAAGGGGUGGAGGAAGAAGAAGAGGAGGAGGAAAAGUCAUUCCCAGUGGGAUGUGAGAGCUGGAAAUUCCAAUCAGGAAUUUCCUGUGGAGAAGGGACAAAAAAAAAAAAAAAAAAAUCCCAAAAAUUCCAGCUGGAAAAAUCCUUUUUUGGGAAAGCCAAAGGGAGACUGGGGAGGGAAUGGCUCUGAGAGGGGGGAAAAUCCCAGGAGGAAUUUUAGGGAGCCCCAGGGAUUUUUGGGGUGUCUCUGUGCUGUUCCCAAAUUCUGGAAGGGAGGGAAUGGAGCAGAAGGAGCUUCCUGGUGGAUCCAGAAUUCUGGAAAAAUCGACUUUUAGGGGAAUUUAAAUCCAAAUUCCCAGAAUUUCCCAUCUGCCUGCUGGGAAAUGGGCAGGAAUGUUCCCAUCCCUUGGGAAUUUGGGGUUGGGAUUUAACUGGGAGUGAUGGGAUCUCACUGGGAUGAGGAAUCUGGGGGAGCAGGGAAAGGGGAUCCUGGAAAAAUGGGGAACAGGGAAAGGGAGAGCAGGAAAAAGGGGAUCCUGGAAAAAGGGAGAGCAGGAAAAAUGGGGGAUCCUGGAAAAGGGGGAUCCUGGAAAGGGAGAUCCCAGAAAAAGGGGGAUCCAGGGAAAGGGGCAGGAAAAGGGAGAACAGGAAAAGGGAAUCCUGAAAAAAAGGGGUUCCAGGGAAAAGGGGUUCCAGGGAAAAGGGGAUCCUGGAAAAAAGGGAGAACAUGGAAAAAGGGGAUCCAGGGAAAGGUGGAGCAGGGAAAAGUGAGAUUCUGGAAAAGUGGGAUCCUGGAAAAGGGGAGCAGGGAAAGGGAGAACAGGAAAAGGGAAUCCUGAAAAAGUGGGAUCCUGGAAAAUGGGGGAUCCUGGGAAAUGGGGGAUCCUGGGAAAUGGGGGAUUCUGGGAAAUGGGGGAUUCUGGAAAAGGGGGAUGCAGGAAAAGGGGGAUUCUGGAAAAGGGGGAUUCUGGAAAUGGGGGAUGUGUCUGGGCCACCGGAUCUGUCGGGAAGGGGCAGAUCCCGGGAUUUGGGUGCAGUGUCCGAGCCCAAUCCGUGUCCCUGGGGCUCAGCAGCUCCUGGGAGAAUCCCAAAAUUCCAGAAUUCCAGCAUCCAUGAGGCUGGAAAAGGUUUCCCAAGCCCACCCGUAGGGAGAGGCCAUUCCCGGUUAUCCUGAGCACAGAAUUUCGGGAAGAGAAGGGAUAAAAAACAACACCUGAUGUGAAAUCCUGGGAAUUUCCCCACUCCCAAAAAAACACCUUGGAUUGGGAUAGGAGUGCCAGGAAUCCCCUGGAUUCCACCCCGGGAGCUGCUCCCCCUUUUCCCGAGGGAUGGGAUCCGUGUCCCCUCCCGGGAAUGUCGCUGCUCCUUUUUUCCUCUUUUCCAACCUAAAACCCGCCCGGCUUUUCCUGGGAAGCUCCCGGAAUUGCGGGGCUCGGGAAUGUCCCGCCCAUCUCGGGGUCAUUUCCCGAUGAUUCCCCUCAACCCCAGCAGAGUUUGAUCCCAGAUCCCAGAUCCCAAAUCCCGCCGGGAAUCGCGCGGCCGCUCCCGAUCCAGCCCGGGAUUCCUUCUCCAGGAGGGAAUUCCCUCCUGUCCUUCAUCUCUCGGACAGUUCCAGCCUUAUUUUUCUACUCCGGAUCUGAUUCUUCCUCUGUGUUCGAGACCAGAGCUUGGUGCUAUCCCGGAGCCGGGGCUGGAGCCGGGAAUUCUUCUCCUUCCUCCUCCUCCUCCUCCAUCCCCCCAUCCCGGGAGGAAUUUUGGGAUGUGGAUCCCAAGGGAUGCUCGGCCAGGAGCUUUGGGGUCGCUCUGCCUCCCCCACCCCGGGGUCCUGCCCGAGCAAAACUGAGCUGGAGAAGGGAGGAGAGGGGGAAAGGGGAUGGGAAAAAGGAAAAGGAGAAUGGGAGAAGGGAAAAGGAGAAGGGAAAAGGGGAUGGGAAAAAGGAAAAGGGGGGAAUGGGAGAAGGGAAAAGGGGAUGGGAGAAGGGAAAAGGGGAUGGGAGAUGGGAAAAGGGAUUGGGAGAAGGGAAAAGGAGAGGGGAAAAGAGAAUGGGAAAAAGGAAAAGGGGAUGGGAGAUGAGAAAAGGGGAUGGGGAAAAAGGAAAAGGAGAAUGGGAGGAGGGAAAAGGGAAUGGGAGAAGGGAAAAGGAGAGGGGAAAAGAGGAUUGGAGAUGGGAAAAGGGGAUGAGAGAAGGGAAAAGGGGAUGAGAGAAGGGAAAAGGGGAUGGGAAAAAGGAAAAGGAGGAUGGGAGAAGGGAAAAGGGGAUGAGAGAAGGGAAUGGGAGAAGGGAAAAGGGAAUGGGAG
This is a messenger RNA of Oenanthe melanoleuca, 2905 nucleotides long. RefSeq names its product guanine nucleotide-binding protein G(I)/G(S)/G(O) subunit gamma-7. Gene Ontology annotation, molecular function: G-protein beta-subunit binding. NCBI's taxonomy places the organism in Eukaryota, Metazoa, Chordata, Aves, Passeriformes, Muscicapidae. The transcript is spliced from 2 exons. Bases 59 to 265 code for a protein of 68 amino acids. Gene Ontology annotation, biological process: G protein-coupled receptor signaling pathway. Gene Ontology annotation, cellular component: heterotrimeric G-protein complex. The record is from RefSeq and is a predicted model, not a curated record.